Misgurnus anguillicaudatus (oriental weatherfish) is the source of this 3997-nucleotide messenger RNA. RefSeq names its product NMDA receptor synaptonuclear signaling and neuronal migration factor b (gene nsmfb). Gene Ontology annotation, biological process: regulation of neuron migration; regulation of neuronal synaptic plasticity. The record is from RefSeq and is a predicted model, not a curated record. Lineage: Eukaryota; Metazoa; Chordata; Actinopteri; Cypriniformes; Cobitidae.
AGGGAGUACGAUGAAGUGUGUGCGUUUGUGCGUGCGCGCGCGCGUGCGUGUGUGAUAGUGAAGGGGAGUGAGGAGACGCUCACAGGCAAAUGCUGGCAGAUUUUUUUCUUCACUGUGCUGUGAAGAACUAGCUGAAACUCACACUUCAUGUAGUAACACUGUGUUACUGUUAUCUCAUCCCUAACCAUGAGGAGCAGUCGGAGCAUCAUCUAGCCUAGACCCCGUCUAUCAGUUUACCUCAGGAACGAGAGAGUUGGCGAUACAUCUCCAUUCUGCGGAUGAUUCGUUUGCGUUCUGCAUUUCUCUUCUCCAUUGCAGAUGUGACGGGUGGGAUGAGUGAUUUUACAUCUCGUUGGUUUCCACUGCAGCAUGGGAACUGCCGUGUCCAAGAAGAAGAAUUUGAGGAAUGAUGCGAUUUCUUCUGUUGCCGCAAAAGUUAGAGCAGCCCGUGCAUUUGGAGAAUACCUUUCUCACACGCACCCUGAGAACCGCAACGGAUCAGACCAUUUGCUUUCUGACACCUUCACUGGUCAAGACACGGACUCUCCAGACAUCAGCCGACUAAACAACAACAACAGCCUCCAGCCGUACUCUCAUCACACCCUCAUAGUUAAACCCCUUCAAGAAAAGCCAGGUAGCCACCCCACCGCUCUUUCUACUACCUCCAAGCGUCGUCUCUUCACAGAACGCAGUCUUUCUUCUGAGGACCAGCCGAGGAGGUGCACAGAGAACUCGUUGAAACCAGCACGCGUCUACACUAUUACCAGAGAGCGAGAUAUGCUUGGCGGAAAGGGAACCGAGGAGAGCUUGGAACUGGAAGUGUUAAAGAGAACCGGCGAGCCAUCGCGUACCAACGCUCCUUCUAACAUACGUGGCAGCCAUCAACGUGGAAACAAUAGCCACAACCAUCAACAUCACUCUGGCCACGCCCCUCUGACGCAACCAUUGCAGAGCUCAGGGAGCGCCCAUAACAUCCGGGACUGGGGAUCUAGGCGGAGCAGGUCAAGGGAGGACUGCACCCCAGAUUGUGUGGCCUGCAUUCGACCACACUGCCAGAGCCAGCGUUCUUUGGACCUUGAGACCUCAACACAUGACGGUGGCAAGCAUCACAAGAAGCUGGAGAGGAUGUACAGUGAGGACAGAGGGUCAUCUGAGGACAGAGAGGAUCAUGCCAACAGUUGGUUCCCUAAAGAAAACAUGUUCAGCUUCCAGACUGCGACCACCACAAUGCAAGCGGCAUUCCGGGGAAUUGCAGAGAGAAAGAGGAGGAAAAGAGAGCAAGAGGCCACCGCACUGAUAGAGAGAAACUUCCGAAAGCACCUGAGGAUGGUGGGCAGCAGGCGGGUUAAGGUCCAAACAUUUACUGAUCGCAAAGCGAAGAGCUUUAGCCGCUCCUGGAGUGACCCCACCCCUGUCAAGCCCGACUCUCUUCAUGACUCCAGAGACAGUGGAGACCUUCAGGCAUCAUCUGGGAAUCUGGAUGAGGAAGACUGUGAUGAUGUAGACUGGGAGGGAGAGAAGGAGAUGGAAAGAGCGGCAUGCGAGGGUGACGAUUUCAUCCCACCCAAAAUCAUGCUAAUUUCAUCAAAAGUACCAAAGGCAGAGUACGUACCGAACAUCAUCCGCCGGGACGACCCGUCCAUAAUCCCUAUUCUCUACGAUCAUGAACAUGCAACCUUUGAUGAUAUAUUAGAGGAGAUUGAAAAGAAGCUCGCCGCCUACAGAAAAGGCUGCAAAAUCUGGAACAUGCUUAUUUUCUGUCAGGGAGGUCCAGGCCAUCUGUACCUACUGAAGAACAAGGUGGCCACGUUUGCUAAGGUAGAGAAGGAAGAAGACAUGAUGCAGUUUUGGAAGAAACUUGGCAGAUUUAUGAGUUUAUUAAAUCCCGAGCCAAACCUCAUCCAUAUUAUGGGCUGCUAUGUGCUUGGAAAUGCUAAUGGGGAAAAGCUUUUUCAAAAUCUCAAGCGACUGAUGAAACCUCGAAUCAUUGAAUUUAAGUCUCCUCUGGAACUAUCAGCACAGGGUAAGGAGAUGAUCGAGACGUACUUCGACUUUCGCCUCUAUCGUUUGUGGAAGAGCCGCCAACACUCCAAACUUCAUGAUUACGACGACCUUCUGUGACAUUCUGGCAUCGGUUUAAGAAGCCUGAGAGGCAGGUAGCUUAUACUUUAGGGCCCACGUGCCAACAUUCUCUCCCAAACGAGCCCGGGCAAUGUCCUGAGGUGGAGGAUGGAGAAUGAUUAGGAUGGUGGCUGACAUUGAGAAGAUGUCCACCCUCAGAUGUAACAGGAAGGGGGUUAGGUGCCGUAUGUUCACCCCGUCCAUUUGAGCGUUCGGCCAACGAAUGAAAGAGGAACUUUCGGUAGAUAACGCAAUCUUACCUUUUAGCCUUUGUGAAGGUGUAGUACAUGUUCUUCGAUUUUUGUGGGAUAAACAAAAACUGCGAUGGGAAGAUGGAAAUAUAGUUUUACUAUUUUAAGUAGCUGUGGUAGUUGUGUUAAACUAGCAGGAAUGGCGAUACAGCGAUCAUUUUUCGAACAUGUUAUUCACUACAAGUGCAGGUAACCUGUGGAACUACGUAUCUGUUGUUUUUACACAUCCACUCUAUAAAAUAACUAAUGUAAUUUAAUGUUAGCAUAAUAAUAUUGCACAUUUUAGUUUUUAAAGUACAGUAAUGUUUUUCUAGGAUUCUUGAAAGGAAGAAAAACUCAGGUUUCUUUUUUUUUACUGACAUUCUUCUGUAGACGAGAGACAAAGAGAACGAAAGAAAAUAGGUAGGAGAGGAAAGAUUUGUUUUUUUACUCGACAGGAAGUUGUUUAGUAGUUACCUGAGUGGGUUUAAAGUAAAACUUAUAAUUGCUGUAUCUGUAUCAGGGGCUUUGUGUAAGUUUUCUGUAGAUUAAGUUUGCAGAUUCAUUGUCUACAUUAACAUAAAUGAAUUGUGUAAUCAUGUGUAAUGUUAACGCAGUGCUUAUUAUUAUAGACUGAUCAGUUUUGUCCUGUGGUGUCCUCCAACAUUUAAAAACUUCAAACGUUUUAAAUAUUCUUGAGCAGACAUCGAAUAAGACUUUAAAUAAUAAUUUUGUUUAAAUAUAGACUACAGUAGAAUAAUUGCGUCAUUAUAUUUCUCUAGCUGUGUUUUGUCACGUGCAUUUAUGUAGUUAGUGUUAUUUCACAAGCACUUCUCAAACUAUUUGGUCUUUAAUAGCACUAGCAUCCCUGUUAUAUGGUGUUUUCUCUGUAGAUGGAGACAAACGAAUCAUAUUAGUCAAAGUGCAAUAUUUAAAAUAGUAGUAAUAGUAGUACUUAAUGUUACUGUAAACACGUUCAAAUAUCAAGGUUAGCUUUUCACAUUGCUUUUUAAAAAUAGUAUACAAGAUAGUACACUUAGACUCUAAAGAAGGAGGAUAUGUUCUCUACGCUCUCGAAUUUAGUGUGUGGGUGUUUUUGGACGCGCCAAAUAGAUAACAAGAUAGAUCGGUAGAUGGUUGUUCUUUAAUGGUGGAUGUUCGAGUGCCAGCAGCUGGUACAAAAACAGUCCAAGACAUCUAACAACAGGAGGAGAAACAUUGCAAUAUGUGUUGGCAGCAAGCAGAAAAGAUAUUUACUACACGCCUGAAUUCGUGGGGUGUGUGCGUCUUUGUUUGUAAGAAUGAGUUUAAAGAUGUGGAAAAGGGCACUGAGAUGUGAUUUCAUGCAUCUGUGUUUGUCUCGUGUUGAGCCAUUGUACUCUUUUCAUCUUAUGAACAGAAAAUCAAAUAAAGCAUAAAAGCAAAUCUGUGUAUCUGUAAGUCCAUCAGGGGAAUGGAUUGUGUUCAGUUGUGAUAAGAUCAAAACAAUUCAACCUUUACUGAGGAAAUCAAAGAUUUGUGCUUUAUGUCUUUAGAAUUUGUGUAAUACAAUUGUUUCAUUGCAUCAUAUAUGGUUCAAAAGCUUUGUGUUAUGCCUUUCAGGCUCAUUUAAACUCAUAAAACCAUGCAAUAUAUAUAUAUAUAUA